UGGUGUUUGCAGUCAGAGAGUCAAAGGCAAGUGAAGGUGGAAAGACAGACGGAGCGACAGAGCGCGGGCAGCGAGGCCACCACAGACCAGACAGACGCACGGACAGUGCCAUGACGGAACUCCAAGAAGUACAGAUCACUGAGGAGAAGCCACUGCUGCGAGCCCCAGGAGCACCUGAUCCGGGCAAGGAUGCGGAACUGAUAGCAGCCAAACUUCUGCAGGAACAAGGCCAGAAACACACGGUAGAGACACCUUAUGGGAUCGUGACAAUCACUAUCCAUGGAACACCCAAGCCCAAACGUCCAGCGAUCCUCACCUACCAUGAUGUGGGACAAAAUCAUCACUCGUGCUUCGAUACCCUCUUCCACUAUGAGGACAUGCAAGAGAUCAUAAAGAACUUCGUGGUGAUACAUGUGGAUGCUCCUGGCAUGGAGGAGGGUGCCCCAGCCUUCCCUCUGGGGUACCAGUAUCCUUCUCUGGACCAGCUGGCUGACAUGAUCCCCUGCAUCUUGCAAUACGUCAACUUUACCAGCAUCAUUGGAAUCGGAGUUGGAGCUGGCGCAUACAUCCUGGCACGCUACAGUCUUUCCCAUGCAGACACUGUGGAGGGUUUGGUUCUCAUCAACAUUGACCCCAAUGCCAAGGGCUGGAUGGAUUGGGCUGCUCACAAGCUGACUGGCCUCACAUCCUCCAUUUCAGAGAUGAUUCUGUCUCACCUCUUCAGCCAGGAGGAACUGUCUAAGAACACAGAGCUGGUGCAACAGCAGCGGGAUAUCCUCAGCCAUGCAACCAAUUUGCCCAAUAUUCAGCUCUACUGGAGCAGCUACAACAGUCGCAGAGACCUGAGCUUGGAACGUGGUGGAGACAUUACCUUCAAGUGUCCUGUGAUGCUGGUGGUAGGAGACCAGGCUCCUCACGAAGAUGCAGUGGUGGAGUGUAAUUCCAAACUAGACCCCACCCAGACUUCUUUCCUUAAGAUGGCAGAUUCCGGAGGACAACCACAGCUGACUCAGCCUGGUAAACUGACUGAGGCUUUCAAAUACUUCGUUCAAGGCAUGGGAUACAUCCCUCACAUACUGGACAAGAAACUGAGUCAGGGUGGCCUCAUCCUGCAUGACACGCCUGUCCCGCUCACGCACCGCCUCUCUGUCCAGUGCCGCCUCAGGGGACGGGAACCGCUCCCGCUCACGCACCCUGUCCCAGAGCAGCGAGGCAGGGGCACCCCAGCCGCCUGCCCCCACCAUGGAGGUGUCCUGCUGAGCGCCGGGCCAGGGGAUGAGACCGCCUCCCACCUCUGAACAGGACUUCUGCAAUCCCACAAUGCACUCCGGCCGCUGGGCCACAUGACGAUCUCCCCUAAUGGUACUAAACGUCCAGGGAGGCCCAGAGGGAUGCAGUUUUACUCUUCUUAAAACAAACAUUAACUUCCCCAAUCCAUCCUUUUCACCCAACACAUACACGCCUCCCUCACCCACCCUGCCCUUUUCUCCCAAGUAACCUAAAACUAGUAUCAGCUCCCCACUUUCUUUACUGACCCUCAGCCCCUAGAGAGGUAUGGAUAGAAUAAUAUGGAUUUUCUAAUCUGCUAGGUCCUCUCUACCUUUUUUUAAUUUUCUCUUUUGCCCCCAUCCCUUUGCACACUGAGUUUUCCUUAACAAGGGAGGUCUGGAGUAUCGUUGGGGUUUCUUUUUUGCCUAACUCAUAACUAACCAUUGUCCCUUCCCCUUAUUUCUGAGUGAUACAUUCUUGGAGUAGCCUGGAUGGGCAUUGGAUUUGCCUUGCUAGCUCUCUUGGUCCCCUCUGGAGUGUACAUAAGCAAAAGCAGAACCUCACAAGAGAGAUGCACGUCCCUGUAAGGGCUUGGAUUGCUACUGCCAUGCUGAGACAGUGCUCCUGAAACAAGAGUUGCUUUUCCCACCCCACCCCAUCCUCAUGUCCUCUCACCAUUUCGUCCACUUGGAUCUCGUCUCCCAAGAUUCCCAUCCACUUGACUGUCCUGAGAGGUUCUAGUUGCCUCUCAGACAAAUCCUGUUCUUGGCACUUACUCGAAAAGACACAGAGUCUUCCGUUUCUUUCCACUUCUCUCUCUCUGCUUUGAUUUUGUGUCCUCCUGUGCCUGUACUUAUCUUCCUCCUCAGCCCAAGUCUGCAUCGCUUAGUCAUUCUUUUUCCUCCCCUUCCUUAAAAAACUAACCCUUUGUAGCUGGUUUGUGGUGUGCAUGCAACAGUUCCUGCUACAACAGCAAGCUAUGUUGGCAACCAGGGGCAUUGGGGAGGCUGGAAAGGCUGAAUCGGGGGUGGGGGAUGUUAGGGGUGGGUGGGAUUGUUCCUCUUGGGAAUUUUCGGGGGAAUGCUGUGGGUGGGGGAUGGCUGGGAGCUUGAGCCGGAUUGCACUGUUGCAGCUGUGCCAGGCACAGGUGACAACAGGCCAGGAUUAUGCUGGCUUCAUGAAAAGAGAGGAAUGGAGGAGACUCCAGGAGUCACCAGCUGCAGAUAUUUUGCGAAAAGCGCUGACUCUGGUGGGCUCGGCCUGCUGGCUUUGAGCAAGGCUCUUGUAGCGCUGCAGAGGGUGAACUUUGUGUCGGCUUCUUCUGUAACGGGAUUCCAACUGUAUCAGUUCUCUGAAUGUGACUGGCUGUAUUAAAAAUACAUGUUUAGGUAGUGUUUGCCACGUUGAUCUCACAGAAUAAGGAAUCCAAAAUAAAUAAAGUAAAAUAUUUUCUUUGGACCAGCUGUCGGUGAGGGUAUUUAGUAUGUGAGUGACACGUUAUUGCUUUGUUGCGCUGUAAAGAAUUCUGUGGAACCUAAAAGAUGGUCCAGCUAGAAAGUCACCUUACUUAUUCCUUAAAUCUAAAGAGGCGCUGGGAGUUAAUAACCCAGCUGCCUGUAUAAAGGGGCAUUGUUUGAAAUGGGUUCCAGCUGGAAUUUUAACUCCCGCAUGUAAUGGGAUCCUGUUGUUUUGAGAAUGUGUGGGCUCUGUCUUAUUUUCCCCAGAGCAGUUGAUGGUGAAUCCCAACUCUUAACAAUAAAGUCUCUAGAGAGGAA
Molecule: messenger RNA, 3044 nt
Organism: Varanus komodoensis (Komodo dragon)
Lineage: Eukaryota; Metazoa; Chordata; Lepidosauria; Squamata; Varanidae
Gene: NDRG2
Product: NDRG family member 2
Exons: 17
Coding region: 111-1298 (395 amino acids)
Biological process (GO): signal transduction
Cellular component (GO): cytoplasm
Source: RefSeq, a predicted model, not a curated record